Messenger RNA from Cotesia congregata, 1893 nucleotides. Lineage: Eukaryota; Metazoa; Arthropoda; Insecta; Hymenoptera; Braconidae. The record is from the annotation of a GenBank genome assembly.
AUGAAUCCUGGUGCACCGAAUUACCCGAUGGCAUCGCUCUACGUCGGAGACUUGCAGUCGGAUAUUACUGAAGCAAUGCUGUUUGAAAAAUUCUCAUCUGCUGGUCCUGUUUUGUCUAUUCGCGUAUGUCGCGAUGUUAUUACUCGGCGUUCUCUUGGCUACGCCUACGUUAAUUUUCAACAGCCUGCUGAUGCCGAACGUGCAUUGGACACUAUGAACUUUGAUAUGCUUAAAGGACGGCCUAUUAGAAUAAUGUGGUCGCAACGUGAUCCGUCUCUCCGUAAGUCCGGAGUUGGAAAUGUCUUUAUCAAGAACUUGGACCGUAGCAUUGAUAACAAGGCUAUGUACGAUACUUUCUCAGCGUUUGGUAAUAUUCUCAGCUGUAAAGUUGCUCAAGACGAGACUGGUGAGUCCAAGGGUUAUGGAUUCGUGCAUUUUGAAACUGAGGAAGCUGCUAAUAAAUCUAUUGACAAGGUCAACGGUAUGCUGUUGAACGGCAAAAAGGUCUACGUUGGCAAAUUCAUCCCACGCAAAGAGCGCGAAAAGGAAUUGGGCGAAAAAGCAAAACUCUUCACCAACGUUUACGUGAAGAAUUUCGGUGAAGACAUGACUGAUGAAAAAUUACGGGAGAUGUUUGAAAAAUACGGAACCAUAACUAGCCACAAAGUUAUGUCUAAGGACGACGGCAAAUCGCGAGGAUUUGGAUUCGUUGCCUUUGAAGAUCCCGAUGCAGCCGAGCAAGCAGUAAUCGAGCUGAACGGAAAAGAAAUUGCCGAGGGUAAAUACAUGUACGUCGGUCGCGCCCAGAAGAAAGCCGAGCGUCAGCAGGAGCUGAAACGCAAGUUCGAGCAGUUGAAAAUUGAGCGACUGAACCGUUACCAAGGAGUCAAUCUCUACGUCAAGAAUCUUGAUGACACCAUCGACGAUGAGCGCUUGCGCAAGGAGUUUACGCCUUUCGGAACCAUAACUUCCGCCAAGGUAAUGUUGGAAGAUGGCCGCAGCAAGGGCUUUGGGUUCGUGUGCUUCUCGGCUCCGGAGGAAGCCACCAAGGCCGUGACCGAGAUGAACGGCCGGAUCGUCGGAACCAAGCCACUGUACGUGGCUCUUGCCCAGCGAAAGGACGAGCGUAAAGCUCACCUGGCUUCGCAGUACAUCCAGCGGAUGUCUAACCUCAGAAUGCAGCAAAUGGGACCAAUGUACCAGGCUGGAGGCGCUGGAAGCUUCUUUGUGCCAACUUUGCCCCAACCUCAACGCUUCUACGGACCCGCUCAGAUGGCCCAAGUACGGACGACUCCUCGCUGGCCGGCUCAGCCGAACCAAGUGCGUCCCAACGCCCAAGCCGGCAGCACCGGAUUUGCCACCAUGCAAGCUCCGUUCCGCGCAACUCCUCGCGCCGCCACUGCUCAAGCCGGUGCCAUGAGAAACGCCAUCUCCGCGAGACCCAUCACUGGGCAGCAACAGCAGGUCGCUGGAGCCAACAUCCAAGGACGCUCCAUCAGCGGAACCAACGUCGGAGUUGCUCAGACCCAGAGUCGUCCUCCGAACUUCAAGUACAACAUCAACGUUCGCAACCCACCCCAGCCCAUGCAGAUGCCCCAGCCGGCUCCAGUUCAGCAAGCUGUCCACAUUCAGGGUCAGGAACCCCUCACUGCUUCAAUGCUGGCUGCUGCUCUUCCUCAAGAACAGAAGCAAAUGCUGGGUGAAAGACUCUUCCCGCUUAUCCAGAUGAUGUACCCGCAGCUCACCGGUAAGAUUACUGGUAUGUUGCUCGAGAUUGAUAAUUCUGAGUUGUUGCACAUGUUGGAGCACAACGAAUCGCUCAAGGCUAAAGUCGAGGAAGCCGUCGCCGUGCUACAGGCUCAUCAGGCCAAGCAAGCCGUCAAGAAGGACUAA